Aspergillus caelatus is the source of this 2142-nucleotide messenger RNA. RefSeq names its product acyl--CoA ligase. The record is from RefSeq and is a predicted model, not a curated record. Bases 202 to 1887 code for a protein of 561 amino acids. Gene Ontology annotation, biological process: secondary metabolic process. NCBI's taxonomy places the organism in Eukaryota, Fungi, Ascomycota, Eurotiomycetes, Eurotiales, Aspergillaceae. Gene Ontology annotation, molecular function: CoA-ligase activity. The transcript is spliced from 5 exons.
AUUGGGUCUGCGCCUGGUUUCGAUCAGCUGCCGAGGGGAACGCCGUUUGGCCCGAGGAACAUCGGGCCAACUGCAAAAGAAGGAUUUAAGAUUCGUGACCGUGCAAAGCAACUAUUUUUAAACAGAUCCACGCCGACGGGAUGUAGUACUCAUCAUACUAUACUAUCGAUUCUGCGAUUCUGCUAUAACACAGAGUGCACCAUGACACAGAGCCCCGCAACCCCGGCAGUGCCCCCGAUUGGCAUCUGGGAAUUCUUCUUCGAGCGCCCUUCGCUUCCUUUCUCGCAAGAUCACGUCAUCUUUCGCUCGGCCACCACUGACUCCCAAUAUACAUAUCGGCAAGUCCAACACCGGGCGGGGCAGUUUGGGAGGGCCCUGCAGGCACAGUGGGGCUGGUGCAAGGGCGAUAUCCUCAUGGUAAUGGCUCCAAAUGACAUCGACACGCCGCCUGUGAUCUGGGGAUGCCAUUCUCGAGGUGGAAUAGUGGCCCCAGUGAACCCAGAAUUGUCGGCGCGAGAGCUUCGCCACCAGUUAGAGGGUAGUCGCGUACGAGGUCUUAUUGUCCAUCCACAGUGUGCGGCAACUGCCGUUGAGGCUGCUCAUCUGGCAAAAUUCCCUAUUGAUCGAAUCCUGCUUCUACGGUUUGAUACGUCUCUCCGAACAUAUCAGAGCAUCCCGACCGUGGAACAGUUCGUCGCCGAGGUAGAACGAGCCUCCAACGUGGAGCUUCAGCGGGUGAAAAUCGAACAAGACAAAGACAUUGCGUUUCUGAUAUACUCAUCAGGGACCACGGGCCGACCUAAGGGUGUGAUGGUCUCUCACCGUAAUGUUCUAGCCGCAGUCAUGUUUCAAGCGGCCGUCGAUGGACCACAUGUAAAUUGGCGUCGUGAUCGCACCUUAGCUGUACUUCCUACUUAUCACAUCUUUGGUCUUAUCUGUCUGGUGCAUCUUCCUAUUUACCUGGGCACGACGACAUUUUAUAUGGAUAAGUUCGACCUUGCCACUUUCUGCAAUCUGAUCCAGGAGCAUCGCAUCUCUCACGCUUAUGUAGCUCCACCAAUAGUGCUCCAUCUAGCCAAGAAUAACCUCGUCAGCGAUUAUGACCUUCGUUCAAUCCGUAUGAUCACUUCAGGUGGUGCACCUCUCGCUGCGAACCUCAUCACUGAGUUGCAUCAGCAACGACAAAUACCGGUCCGGCAGGCGUACGGAUUAUCCGAAACUACAUCCAUUUCUCACGUACAGCCCUGGGACAAAUGGAUGGAUGGUAUGGGUUCGAACGGUCCUCCAAUAUCGGGGGUUGAAGCCAAAUUCAUCACACCCGAUGGCCAUGCAGUGACACGCGGCCACGAAGGGGAGCUUUGUGUGCGUGGACCGACGGUAUUUAAGGGCUACCGCGAUGAGCCUGACUUGACUGCGGCCUGCAUGACACCAGAUGGAUGGUUCAAAACCGGUGAUCUAGGUUACGAAGAUGAGCGAGGUAAUAUGUUUAUUACUGAUCGCCUGAAGGACUUGAUCAAGUUCAAGGGGUACCAGGUGGCGCCCGCCGAGCUGGAAGACCUUCUUCUGGAACAUAACGCCGUGAGGGAUGCGGCUGUUAUUGGAGUUAUGAACCAUGAUCUUGCAAGCGAGGUGCCGCUGGCUUACAUUGUGGUCAAGGCUGGUCAACCGGAAAAUGAAGCUACAGCGCAACUGAUCCUCGAUCAUAUUAAAGACCGGACGGUUUCAUAUAAACACAUCCGCGGUGGUAUCGUGUUCAGCAAAGAAAUCCCGAAAAGCCCAUCAGGCAAGAUUCUGAAGCGGAAGCUUCUUGAAGACGCAGUGUCCAAGGGAGUACGGCCAAUCGGAGCUGUGAAAUAUUCCAAGUACAGCCGCACAGCCAAGAUAUAAAAUAGAAGAGAAAUCUGUCCCCAGAAGAAAAAUCAGGUCCAUCGCCUAGAGGAAAAUAUAGUACGUGCAUAUCGCGGAUGAUAAGGGGCGAGCGUACAGAUUCAACCAAUUAACCAGCCGGUUAUACAUGAUGGAUAACAGGGAGAAAGAUUAGAAGGCCAAAUAUAGGCAUUAUGCUUCAUUGGGCCUUAGGUGCGGCUUAACAUCACAUCUAUUAUAAUGCUGCGUCUCACGAUUGGGCGCUCAGUGCAUAUC